AGAAAGCGGAUCGGGCUGGAGCUGGUCAUAUCCGUCCUGUACUGGUUUAUAACUGGUAUAGAUAUAACCAUACAACCAUAGAUCCGUGGACUAGAUGCGUUACUGAUCCAUAGCCCAAACUUAAACAAACUUUGGACCAUUUCAGUCGGAUAAUAAAGCGCAUUAACGGAGAGAGCAGUUUGUUUCACGCCGUGUUCUACGGAAACUUCUUAUCAGAGCGGAGCAGAUGUUCGUGCGGGGCUCCUCUUCGAACAUCUGGGACUGAAAAACUUCGACAGAACGUAGACAAUUCACAUCUGGACAGGAGAAUCUCCUUGAACCUGUACCAUGGCCUCCUCUCGAUCGAGAACAGUCGUGGAGGAGAUUGAUCCUAACUCUUGGAAAUCGUCAAAGGAGACUGACAGAGGUCACACUCUGGGUGGUCACACUCUAGGUGGUCACACACUAAAUGAUCACUCUCCAGUUUUCUCGACUCUGGACGACUGGAAUGAGCUAAAAAACAAUCUGCACUCCACCCGCAUUCAACCAACACCAAGCACUAGAAGAGAACCAACAUGGACCAGAACAGAGCCAACAAGGACCACAACAAAACCAACAAGGACCACAACAAACCGACAAGGACCACAACAGAACCGACAAGGACCAGAACAGAGCCGACAAGGACCACAACAGAACCGACAAGGACCACAACAGAACCGACAAGGACCACAACCAACAAAACCGACAAGGACCACAACAGAACCGACAAGGACCACAACAGAAACAACACAGACCAGAAGAGAGUCAAGAGAGCGUCCAGGCAGCUCCGAGCCAGUGCGUGUGGAGGCCGGGCCCGGUGGUGUGAUACCAAAAACUAAAGCGGUUAGUGUGCGGUCCGUGCUGCUGCAGACUCCAGUUCAGUAUCGCGAGAAUAUCCAUAAUGUGGUUUUUCACCAGUGUCCAGAGCUCAGGAAGUUCUUGAACAAUCGAUUUCCAGAUGAUUUAUUUCAGAACGCCCUGAAGAAAGUGAACUUUAAGAAAGUCCAGCAGACAUUUAGUGAAGUGUUCCGUUUGAGGAAGCUGAUUCAUUUGGGUGAAUCAGUGUGUGUUCUGUAUAUCGGGAACAUAUGCCAGGGCUCAGGGUUUGUGCUUUUUGAAAACCUCAUCCUCACUAAUGCACAUUUGUUCUGCAAAGCCCUUUCCGAAGACGGCCGAACCCUGAACGAACGAGUGCAGGCUGUGUUCAACUAUGAAAAUCCACUUGUGGAAAAUGAUUCACUGCUGAUCUUUGACGUUCACAGUGAAGUUAUAGACUUGAACAAGGAAAUGGAUUAUGCCAUUCUGUAUCUUUAUAAUCCAGAGCACAAACCAGUCCCUCCAGGACUCCUGCCUCAUUCUGGGCCCAAACCAGAUGAUGGAGGAGCCUGUGUCAUGGGUCAUCCUGGUGGUCAGGUGAAAAAAAUAGAUCUUACAUCUAUCAUUGUGAUGAACGAAAGACAAGACGCUGCAAAUGAACACCUAGAGCCGUAUGAUAACAUAGACAGAAUGGUCAUUGUUAGAAGAGCACGAGAGCAAAACAUUGAAAGCAUAUGGACUUUAGACAGUGUGAUAACCUACACCACGACCAACAUGUACCACGGCUCGUCCGGCUCCCCUCUGUUCGAUGACCAGUGUAGACUGGUGGGCUUACACACCUCAGGCUUCACCUAUGAUUUCAAAGGAAAGACCUGCAGCAUCAUAGAGUACGCCCUUCCAGUCCUGGACAUAUUCUCAUCAUUUGUGCACAAUAUGAGAACAAAUGGGCUUUUGUCACGAGAGUUUGUACAAAUUUUAAGUCUCAACCCACAUUUGAAAGAAAUCUUCCAGAGAUAUGGCGUCUAAGUAGCUCCAUGGGGUCUUAUUAGAGGUGAGAUCGGGCCUAAAAAAUCCAGCCCAACCCGACCCGGCCCGCGGGUAUUAAAACCCGACCCGGCCCGAGCCCGACCAAUUAACUUGAUUUGCAGGCCCGAGCCCGAAGCAAACCCGAAAUGUCAUAUUUUAUUUGUGAGGACUCGGGAGGAGGAGCAGUGCUCAGCGUCGAGGUGCCAGUCUUUUUGCUCUCGUAUGAAAGCAAAGCGCCACAUUGACGACAUUCAGCGAAGCCAACGCAAGUUUCUGUAGCAUUUUCAACAAUCAAUUUGAAGCUUUUCCACACCUCACUCUUACCGGUGCGUGUUUGUCUUUUCAGUUCUCCUGCCUUUAGUUUAACUUCUUGCUCCUCCAUAUUGGGGAUACCAGGUCAAAAUAGAUGCAGACUUGCGGAGGGGAAGAUUAUUAAAUGAAGAGGGGGCGUUCACGUGCGCAGAGCUCUGGCUCUGCGGAUCCUGUUUAGUAGUUAAAUAGCAAUUACAUUACAUUACUUCUCUGUUUUAUCCAUAUUAUUUAUUUUAUAACAAGUAUUCCUUAGUUUAGUAUCCACACAUCGUUUUAGCAUACAUUUUAUAAACAUAUAUUUAUUUGAAGCCCGACCCGACCCAAAGUAAUGAUUGACAUUUUUAGACCGGUCGGGUCGGGCUUGGGCUCGGUCUUAAGAUCUUACCUAGGUCUUAUUCUGUUUAAAAGCUGAUAACCCUGUAAUGUAGACGUCUACAAACACAUUCUGAAAUGUCCUUGUGUGUCAUAGCCCCUUGUGUGUGUCAGACGUAGGCCUGUCACAAUGAUUCCAAUAUCGACUCAAUGUGAAAACUGAACAAUAGAUUUUGGGGCUCAGUAUUUAUCGUGGGUUCAAUUUCUAUGCAAUAAUGAGGAGGUUUGAGAGAGUUAUUUGUGUUGUAAUAUGAAAAGUAAAAAAAAAAAAAUAAGUGCCUGUAUGUAUUGUUGCUGCCUGAAAGAAAAUGUCCUUCGGGAUAAUAAAGUAUAAUCUGUCUGUCUAUAAAAUAGCAAUAUACCAUGCUUCAGUAUUUGUUAUUGUGACAGGCCAAGUCAGAUGCCCUCCCUGUGUCUCCACGGCAUUUCAUUCUGUGUAAAAGUCAUUAUAAACAAUGCGCGCCAGAUCAAAUAUAACAUGUUGCUCGCAGACUGGCACGCUGGCACUGUUCCGUCCUCGUGUUGGUCGUUGUUGAGUUUUGGCUCUGGGGACGCACACUGAACAGAAGUAGAUCUGCCUCUCCUAACAUUUCUGAAAUAAAGACAGUCAGGGGGAGACUGAUGAUGAUAAUAUCCUGAAGGAGAACAGAACUUUCAGCGCUUUAAAAUAGACACAUCAAGAAUCUCAGACUUCUGGUCAUUGCGCAAUUCAUACUGGGAAGGAUUCUCCGAAAAAGUGAGCA
Boleophthalmus pectinirostris (great blue-spotted mudskipper) is the source of this 3287-nucleotide messenger RNA. RefSeq lists its product as uncharacterized. The transcript has 5 exons. The coding region runs from base 328 to 1860 and encodes 510 amino acids. The record is from RefSeq and is a predicted model, not a curated record. NCBI's taxonomy places the organism in Eukaryota, Metazoa, Chordata, Actinopteri, Gobiiformes, Gobiidae.